Molecule: messenger RNA, 539 nt
Organism: Cherax quadricarinatus
Lineage: Eukaryota; Metazoa; Arthropoda; Malacostraca; Decapoda; Parastacidae
Source: RefSeq, a predicted model, not a curated record
AGGAUGAUAUGGAAGAAUUUAGCUUGACGGUGCAGAGGUACCGGCCGGAGGAACUGCACAAGCUGGCUAAGACCACCAGGUUCACUAAGAAGGAGAUACAACUUAUAUACCGAGGUUUUAAACAGGAGUGCCCUACGGGUUUAGUGGACGAGGAAGGCUUCAAGAGCAUCUUUGACCAGUUCUUCCCUCAAGGAGAUGCCAAGCAAUACGCUCACUAUGUCUUUAAUACCUUCAAGCAGAAUAAUCAUGGUCAAAUCAGCUUCGAGGACUUCCUGGGAGCUCUGUCAACUGUGUCCCGAGGUUCCACACAAGAGAAGCUACAGUGGAUCUUCGGUCUGUAUGACGUUAAUAACGACGGUCUCAUCACCAAGUCUGAGAUGGUUGAUGUUGUGACUGCCAUAUACCAAAUGAUGGGUCGAGCCACCGAGCCUCUGGUCGAGGACCACUCUGCCAAGGACCAUGUUGAUAAGAUCUUCCAUGUGAGAUUUGAUAUGAAGAUGAAAGAUAAAGAUGAUGGUGGGUGGGAUGAGAUGAUGUGA